Amphimedon queenslandica is the source of this 819-nucleotide messenger RNA. RefSeq names its product kelch domain-containing protein 4-like. Gene Ontology annotation, molecular function: protein binding. The record is from RefSeq and is a predicted model, not a curated record. The annotation marks the transcript as partial. The transcript is spliced from 4 exons. Lineage: Eukaryota; Metazoa; Porifera; Demospongiae; Haplosclerida; Niphatidae.
UUGUUUGAUGACGUCAUAGAUGGGUGUAUCUCCAUUACAAUGGCAGCAAAAGACUAUAAACCAGUGGAGAGGAGUUGGCAUUCUACAGUAAGAGUAGGAGACUACUUAUAUAUGUGGGGUGGGCUCCAGUCUGAUCUCCCUGAAGUACACAAUAAUGAUAAGAAGAAAGCACUGUCAUCAUUAAUGGAGGUAUACCAUUUACCUACUGGUAGAUGGGAGCAGAAACCCACCACUGGUAAUCCUCCACUGGGUAUCUGUACCUAUGCAUCUGCUACCAUUGCAAAUGAGAUAUUUUAUUUUGGUGGAAGGUGUAAUCAUGAUAACUGUUACCAUAAUAGCCUGUACAGUUUUAAUGUUGAUACAUUCACCUGGAGGGAACUCUCACCUACUACUCCUCAUCAUGGCCCAAUGAUGAAAGCCCACUGCAGCAUGGUAGCAUUUCAAGUGAACGGUGAGGACUAUCUUGCAGUAAUUGGAGGACAUGGACCAUCUUCUAACAAUACACCCACACAACCUAAUGCUCAGUAUGACAGCAAAGGAAUGGUACCUGGUUUUAAACGAACUAAUGAGAUUCAUUAUUAUAAACUAUCAUCUGGUAAAUGGAGUUCACCUAAUGUUACUGGAGACAGACCACCUCCUAUCAGUUCCUUUACUUUAACAUCAAUUACUAAUGACUGUGCCAUAUUGUUUGGUGGGUCUACUCCUAAUGGAACCAGUAACAAUGCUUAUAUUGUUAAUUUUAGCCACACAUCAGUAAAUUUUUCCGAACUUGGUGAAGUAUCAAAGCAAAAACCUGAGGAACAAUGGGGUCAUUCCAGU